Oryza brachyantha (malo sina) is the source of this 1454-nucleotide messenger RNA. Its product is annotated as transcription factor MYB60-like. The record is from RefSeq and is a predicted model, not a curated record. Gene Ontology annotation, biological process: response to auxin. Bases 230 to 1204 code for a protein of 324 amino acids. Lineage: Eukaryota; Viridiplantae; Streptophyta; Magnoliopsida; Poales; Poaceae. The transcript has 3 exons.
GGUUCACAGUUUCAGACAAGAUCGAGGCAGUGGCUGCAGGCCUCUGUGGUCGAUGCUGUAUGCUGCCAUGGCUCUCAAGGUUGCUAGAUAGAGAGACAGGCAUACAUGUUGCUGCUGCUGCUCAUCGUCAACUUGCCAAGCAACUAUAGCUGCUGCUGCUGGCAAAGGAAGAGAUAGCUAGCUAUUAGGUAGAGCUAGCUAGUGGUCUAGGGAGCUAGGAGAGGUAGCCAUGGGGAGACCUCCGUGCUGCGACAAUGGCGGCGUCGGCGUGAAGAAGGGGCCAUGGACGCCGGAGGAGGACAUCAUCCUCGUCUCCUACAUCCAGCAGCACGGGCCCGGGAACUGGCGCUCCGUGCCGGAGAACACCGGGUUGAUGAGGUGCAGCAAGAGCUGCAGGCUGCGGUGGACGAACUACCUGAGGCCGGGGAUCAAGCGUGGCAACUUCACCCCUCAUGAGGAAGGGAUCAUCAUCCACCUCCAGGCAUUGCUUGGCAACAAGUGGGCAGCAAUAGCCUCCUACCUCCCCCAAAGAACAGACAAUGACAUCAAGAACUACUGGAACACACACCUCAAGAAGAAGGUGAAGAGGCUGCAACAACAACAGCAACCACAGACUGAUCACCACCACUCCUUCCACACCACAAACUCCAAUGCAGCAGCAGCAGCAGCAACCAGCUGCCCAAAUUACUACAACCCUAGCAGCAGCAGCAGCAGCAGCACUCACAUCCAUAGCAGCCAUGAAUCCAUGCAAUCCAUGGAGCCCUACCCCAGCAAUGAGGCCACCACCAACACCAUUCCCAAGCUCUUCCAGUUCCAGACAUGGAUGAAGCCAUCUCCAGCAUCAGCAUCAGCAGCUAACUACAAUGGCGCGAUGGCCAUGCAGGAGUUCCAAGACGACCAGGAGGUUGCUGCUGCUGCUGCAAUGGCUUCAUCCAUUGAUGCCUGCAAGGAUCACACGUGCGCUGUGAUCGGCGACGACAAGUCGUCGUCGUUGGAGAUGAUGAUGGCGGCGAAGAUGGGCCACGGCGAGGCGGAUGGUGGCCGGACGUCGUCGCCGGCCGGUGCCGCUGCUGCGACGACGAUGACCUUCUCUCUGCUGGAGAACUGGCUGCUCGACGACAUGCCGGGGCAGACCAUGAGCGCCAUGGAUGGUUUCUUGGAGAUCUCUGCUGGCUACUGCUGUGCAGAUCCUAUCAUGUUCUGAACCUUCUGAGCUUCUCAGAAUUCUGAUUUCCUAUGGGUCUUUGCUUAAUUAGGUUUCUUAAUUAAUCUCGCUGAGUUUGCACUUGUAAUAGCUGUUUGAUCCUCGAUCUUGUGUUUCCGGUAAUAAACCGUUGGUUAAUUUCCUCAAGGAAAGAAAACAAUCAACCUGGAAAUAAUCCAGUUGAUUUGGAGAAAGUGUCAGUUCUCAAGGAUAUAAUAAAGGGUACUCUACUACUCUUGAUUGCCUGAUU